This is a messenger RNA of Liolophura sinensis, 2315 nucleotides long. Its product is annotated as biotin-dependent 3-methylcrotonyl-coenzyme A carboxylase beta1 subunit-like. Gene Ontology annotation, cellular component: mitochondrion; methylcrotonoyl-CoA carboxylase complex. Gene Ontology annotation, molecular function: methylcrotonoyl-CoA carboxylase activity. The record is from RefSeq and is a predicted model, not a curated record. Bases 236 to 2050 code for a protein of 604 amino acids. NCBI's taxonomy places the organism in Eukaryota, Metazoa, Mollusca, Polyplacophora, Chitonida, Chitonidae. The transcript has 11 exons. Gene Ontology annotation, biological process: L-leucine catabolic process.
CAGAAGUAUGCAGUGGUUUAAAUUCUUUGCUGUUUGCCAUCAGCAUAACUAGCAGCCAAUGUGUAAGGCUCGCAUAGCUCAUGUUUAGUUCAGCUGUAGCUUACUGAACGUCAGGCAGCCUGCCGUUUAAAGUGACAGAAGUGAAAAGGCCUGACUGCAACACUAACAUCAGUAUCCCAUAAGUAAAAUGAUGCUUUGCCAUUGCACAUAUAUGAAAUUAUGACGUCGUGCCGCCAUGUUAAAUAUGGCAUUGAAAAAUUUAUUGAACCUCUUAAAUUUUAAGGGAUGUCAUUUGAACAUUCGGGUUAAUGGGCAAUUUCAUCAAUAUGUACAUAUCAAUAGACCGAUAUACCAGCUGACAGCUGUUUUGACAGCAAGGCCGGGGAAUUGUUUGAUGUUUAGCACUUCAGCUUCUAUUCAGAACAAACCUUUCCCAGUGCUGCAAAAUGUUGAUAUCAAUGCCAGUGUUAUGCCAAAGUUCAGCGCCAGCCAAACACAAAUGGAGGAUGCUGUUACAAAUUACCAAAAACUCCUCAGCCUAGCUGUGCAAGGUGGAGGGGAGAAGGCAAUAAAGCGACAGAGAAUGCAGAGAAAGCUUCUGGCAGAAGAGCGCUUAUCUCUGCUGCUAGAUGAUGAAUCAGACUUUCUGGAGUUGUCCCCCUUAGCUGGAAUGGGGAUGGACUAUGGGAAUGUUCCAAGAGCUGGUCUAAUAACAGGUAUAGGCCUUGUGAAUGGUGUUUACUGUAUGCUACUGAUAAAUGAUGCCACUGUGAAGGGAGGGACAGUGUAUCCCAUCACCCUGAAGAAGCAGCUUAGGGCACAGGAGAUAGCAGAACAGAAUCAUUUACCAUGUGUGUAUGUCAUCGAUUCAGGUGGAGGUUAUCUUCCACUGCAGGCUGAAAUUUUCCCUGAUAAAAAUCAUGGCGGUCGAGUGUUCUACAACGAAGCUAUUUUAUCUGCUAAAGGAAUUCCACAGAUAGCUGUGGUGUGUGGGAGUUGUACUGCGGGCGGGGCCUACAUCCCCGUCAUGGCCAAUGAGGCCAUUAUCAUCAACAAGAUUGGGCGGAUUUUCCUGGGAGGUCCGCCGCUUGUGAAAGCAGCAACGGGAGAGGUGAUCACAGCAGAUGACCUGGGAGGAGCUGUCUUACAUUCCACGGUGAGCGGGUGCACCGAUCAUUAUGCAGACACUGAAGAGGAAGCUUUUGCCAUUUGCAAGGAUGGGGUGGCUUCCUUCAAUAUUUCAUCCAACCCCACACCAGAGGAAUGGGAUGCUCCACAGUGGGAUUCACAGGAGCUUAUAGGUCUGGCUCCCACAAACAUAGAUGACUACAAUGUUUACAGGAUACUGGCAAGAGUCAUUGAUGGAAGUCGAUUUCAUGAAUUCAAAGCUUUAUAUGGGACGUCUGUAGUCACAGGAUUCUGCAGAAUUGAAGGAUAUCUGGUGGGUGUGGUGGCUAACAAGGGGGAGAUAACUGGAGAUGGAGCUCUCAAGGGAGCUCACUUUAUUACUCUAUGUUCAGACAGAUCCAUACCAUUGGUGUUCUUACAGAACUCAUUCCAUCAUUCAGACAGCAAGGAACCCCUCUCAGGAGAGCAACUGGGAGAGACAGUGAAAAAUCAUGGAAAGAUGUUGUCAGCUUUGACAUUGGCAUCCGUCCCAAAGCUGACAGUUGUGGUGGGAGGAAGUUAUGGGAUGAACAACUACCUCAUGGCUGGUCGGUCGAUGAGCCCAAACUUUUUAUUUGUCUGGCCUUCAGCAAAGAUUGGAGCCAUGGAGUUACAAAGCAUGGUCACUCAUAUGUCAGAGGCUGGCCCUUCUUCUGCCCAAAGUCAUGAGAAAGAGGUGAAGGACAAACUCAGCAGAGAGAUGUCUGCUGUGUUUUGUUCCUCCAGGCUCUGGGAUGAUGGAAUCAUAGUACCUCAGGAUACUAGACAGGUUCUGGGUCGCUGUCUAAGGAUUGUGUCACAGACAAGUCGAGGUCGCGAUGUGAAGGUCAUGUCCCAAGGAGGUCAGACUGAGAGGGGAACGUCUCGCGUCAUUCGGAUGUGAGCUCUACAGAUGAAAUAUUCAGGAGUCUGUAGGAUGCCUCAGGAAAAUAUUCCAAAGCAAGAGCAUAGCAAAAUUGAAUGAAAAUGAACAUUUUAUUCUCAUUUUCAUGCAAGUGAGUGAGGGAUAUUUUUACAUUUCAUUUUUGUUUCAUGAUGGACAUGCAAUGUAUUUGAUGCAUGGUUUUAUAAAAUUGUAAGAUUCAGUUGUGAAAAAUAUUACUUCCUGUUUGAUUUUUGUUCAGAUUAGUUAACAUAUUUGUCUUGUC